CUCUCAGGCUCAGAGCUCACAGAGCUCAGCCAUGACGAUGAGGCGGACCUUGUGCAGAAUCUCCUGUCUGGUGACGCUGGUGUUGGAGCUGAGCUGGAUGGACGUGGGCCUCGGCAUGCACAGAGACGAGGGGAGCAAGCAGGUGAUGAAGCAGUGGGAGAGGAAAGUGCGUUCAGCCUCCAGUCUAGACGAGCUGCUCAGACUGGCUGAUUUUCCAGACUGGAAGUUGUGGAAGUGUCGUCUGAAACUUCAGCAGCUGGAGGCCUCACCACCGCUGUCCUCAGUGGGGUCACACCGAUCAACACGAUACGCAGCAGAGUCUUACAGCCUGGAGAUACUCAAAGCCGUAGACGAGGAGUGGCAGAGGACGCAGUGCAUGCCCAGGGAGACCUGCGUGGACGUGGCCAAAGAGUUGGGGACGGACCACUCCACCUUCUUCAAACCUCCGUGUGUGUCUGUGCACAGAUGUGGUGGCUGCUGUAAUCAGGAGGGUGUGACCUGCCGGAACACAACAUUUGUUUUUGUCAAUAAAACCAUCCUCAGUGUGAUUCCAUUCAAGUUCGUUCCAGAACCUGUGCUCAUUAAAGUCGCCAACCACACCGAGUGCAGGUGCAUGGAGCCGGCUAUUAUACGGCGGAACGCGCAGCCUCACAGGAGCACUGGCUGUUUUCCAAUGCGACAGCUUUCAGAAGUCGGCGACUCCAGGAGACUUUGUGCCAGCGGUCUGAUAUGGGACUGUUCCGCCGACAGAUGUAUCCCUUACCCCUUCAGCAGACCAGAGUUCCCGGUCAGUUCUUGGAUGCCCGACUGUGAGAUUGAUCUGGACCACUGUGACUGCCCUCCCAGACCCGCUCCCAUAGUCCAGCCAAGACCCAUCCAUCGCUGUCCUCUCAAUGCCUCCAUCUGCGCCCACAGGCACCAGAGUUUUGAUCACGCCUCCUGCAGAUGCAAGUGGCCAAAGUAGCUGCCAUGGCAUGAAACAACGACGACAACCAGCUCACCACAGUUUUGAAAGCGGUGAAGAAAGCGCUAUUUAUUGACAGUGAAUAUUUAAACAGACUAGCACAUGAGAUCUCACUAACACGCAUGGCUGUGCAAUCUAAUGUGUGCACUGAAUAAACCUUCUACGCAUAGUUUAUCAUUUUAAGGCUUUUAAAAAUAACAAUUUGAACGGUUCAUUCAUUCAUAUUGGUGUAUAGAGAUGCAGGAUGUUUGCCAUCAUCAUCAUCAUGUUUUUAUAUUUUUGUUGUUUUGUGAUGUCCAAUUAAAAGCCUGAUUUUAGAAUAUGUUUAUUUCAAUUGUGCCCACGGCUGAACCGUCCAAGAUUGUAUGCUUUUUGAUGUGACGAUUUUUGUUGCAUGUAUCCUGCUGUCUGUGAUCUUUAUGUUGUGUCUGUGAUCUUUAUGUUGUGUCUGUGAUCUUUAUGUUUGUCUGUGAUUGUAUGUCGUGUCCAGGUCUGUGAGAACAGAUAUUUCAUCCAUGCUAUAUGUCUCGUACUGUAGCAUAUUUGACAAUAAAGUUACCUUACCUUACCUUACCUUACCCUUUUCCCCCCUGACAAUGGCCUUUAAAAUCUGUAUGUGUUGCCACUCAAACCAAGCACCUGGUGAGGUGAGUCUCUUUGUCAUCCCUGGCUGGAACCAGCAAACGUGUGCCACACAUGGAUGGUCUUGUUCACCACUGCUCAUUCUUCUACAUUCUGUAAUCAGACUUUCUUUCAGGACUUCCGAAUGCCACUC
Molecule: messenger RNA, 1739 nt
Organism: Synchiropus splendidus (mandarinfish)
Lineage: Eukaryota; Metazoa; Chordata; Actinopteri; Syngnathiformes; Callionymidae
Gene: vegfd
Product: vascular endothelial growth factor D
Exons: 8
Coding region: 32-964 (310 amino acids)
Biological process (GO): vascular endothelial growth factor receptor signaling pathway; positive regulation of mast cell chemotaxis; response to hypoxia
Cellular component (GO): membrane
Molecular function (GO): chemoattractant activity; growth factor activity; vascular endothelial growth factor receptor 3 binding
Source: RefSeq, a predicted model, not a curated record